AUGGUUGAGAUAGUAUGCACGGCUUUACAUAUUCGUGAAACAUGUGAUGGAAUGGCAUCAAUGUUAUUAGGGGCGCUUAAGAUCAGUGGUGAACAACACGUGUGCUCUAUGAUCGGUCUCUGUGGCGGAAAUGGAAGUUUACUAGAUGUGUCUUUUAUUUUGAAACCACUCACUAGUAAAGUUGAAUCUGCUCUUGGCUCUCUCGUCAACAUUACAAGUGAUGCUCAAGGACUACUGGGUGAUUCUAUCAACCAGACAACUGGUGGGAUUAGGAGUCUCAUCGAUGGCAGUAAACAAAUUGGCGAAAAGUUUAAGAAAACAUUUCCAUUCUUCGGACGCCGCAAAAGAAGUAACGUUGACGAAGCUAGCGCGAGUUCUGGGCAAGAAUCCGAUCACAUUUUCGAAGAAGAAUUGCAUUCGAAUCUUCGAGGUGAACAGCAUUGGAUGCCGUCUUCUGCACUCAAGGUGGCAAAGAAAUUCCUUGAGCAACUCGAAGCUCCGCUACCAGAAAACGCCACAGACGUUGAGAAAGCACUCUACUAUUUGACUAAAGGAAUGAAAGAGAAAACUCUCAAAGCAAUUAACAAAAAAAUAGAAAAGUCAUCGGCACAGUAG
Messenger RNA from Angiostrongylus costaricensis, 615 nucleotides. NCBI's taxonomy places the organism in Eukaryota, Metazoa, Nematoda, Chromadorea, Rhabditida, Metastrongylidae. The record is from the annotation of a GenBank genome assembly.